Messenger RNA from Phytophthora sojae, 219 nucleotides. RefSeq lists its product as hypothetical. Bases 1 to 219 code for a protein of 72 amino acids. The transcript is spliced from 3 exons. The record is from RefSeq and is a predicted model, not a curated record. Gene Ontology annotation, cellular component: DASH complex; mitotic spindle. NCBI's taxonomy places the organism in Eukaryota, Oomycota, Peronosporomycetes, Peronosporales, Peronosporaceae.
AUGGUGGAUGUGGUGGCGGUGAAGGAAUGGUUCCAGAAGGAGAAGAAGCGCCUUGAAGACGAAAUCCGCGAGGAGAUGCAAGAGGCCGUGUCGAACGUGCACAUCCUGAACCAGAACAUGGAGCACCUCAACGAUGUGGGCCAAGAGGUCGUGGCCAUUUCGUCUGGCUGGGUGCAGUUCUUGCGUCAGAUGACUGCGUCAAACGAGAAAGCGCGUUAG